Brassicogethes aeneus is the source of this 3342-nucleotide messenger RNA. Lineage: Eukaryota; Metazoa; Arthropoda; Insecta; Coleoptera; Nitidulidae. The record is from the annotation of a GenBank genome assembly.
UGCCAAAGUAAAUGUAUUCGUGGAGCAGGCAAAAAUAAACAGUUUUUUAAAAGUGCGAUAUCGCGAUGUUUGUCUAUAACUAUGUGUAACCUAAUUUAUGAAUGGGCAGUAAAAAAACUGUUUGUUUUGUAAUUUCUAUUAUCAUUUUAAAUAUUUGCAUUUUCGUGUUUAUAGCAUUAUUGUUCCCUUUUUUAGAGAAGUUCCAUUAUUGGGCGUAUUAAACAUUUAUGUCUAGUGAAACACAAUUUGUGCAGGAUAAUGUUAAAUUUUAAGUGUGUGCCGUUUUUUGGAAAUGAUAAAAGUAUAUCCACGAUGAAUGUGCGGGUUACCACCAUGGACGCGGAGCUGGAGUUCGCCAUCCAGCAGACCACGUCCGGUAAACAGCUCUUUGAUCAGGUGGUAAAAACAAUCGGCCUCAGAGAGGUGUGGUUCUUCGGGCUCCAGUACACCGACUCCAAGGGAGAUCUCACCUGGAUCAAGCUAUAUCGAAAGCCGGAAUCUGUUUACAAAAAAGCAGUAAAAUGUAUUAAAGGAAUAAAACGUCAUUAUGAUAAAUAUGGCACUGACGUCGAUUCUGACGAUGACAGUGACGCCGAAAUGGUGAUGAGCCAAGAGGUGAAAAAAGAGAACCCACUGCAAUUCAAGUUUCGCACUAAGUUCUACCCGGAAGACGUAGCCGAAGAACUAAUCCAAGAUAUCACCUUGCGAUUGUUUUAUCUUCAAGUGAAAAAUGCCAUUCUCUCUGACGAAAUAUACUGCCCGCCAGAAACGUCCGUCCUUUUGGCGUCAGUAAUGAAUCAACAUAAAAUGUCAAAAGACGAAUGGGAAAAUAGCAUAAUGACCUGGUGGAAAGAACACAAAGGAAUGCUGAGAGAAGACGCCAUGAUGGAAUACCUAAAAAUCGCGCAAGAUUUAGAAAUGUAUGGCGUCAACUACUUUGAAAUCCGCAACAAGAAGGGCACCGAAUUGUACCUUGGGGUGGACGCUUUAGGUUUGAAUAUUUACGAAAAAGACGAUCAACUCACCCCGAAAAUCGGUUUCCCUUGGUCGGAAAUCCGAAACAUAUCGUUCAAUGAUAGAAAGUUCAUCAUCAAACCUAUCGAUAAAAAAGCGCCGGACUUUGUAUUCUUCGCACCGAGAGUCAGGAUAAACAAAAGGAUUUUGGCCCUUUGCAUGGGCAACCACGAGCUGUACAUGAGGCGCAGAAAGCCCGACACCAUCGAUGUGCAACAAAUGAAAGCGCUCGCCAGAGAGGAAAAACUGCAAAAACAGCAGCAAAGAGAAAAGCUGCAAAACGAGAUUGCAGCUCGCGAAAGAGCCGAAAAGAAACAGCAGGAAUACGAGGAGCGAUUGAAGCAGAUGCAGGAGGACAUGGAGAAGAGCCAGGCAAACCUUGUCGAGGCCCAGGAGAUGAUUAGAAGGCUUGAGGAGCAACUUAAACAAUUGCAAGCGGCCAAGGAUGAAUUGGAGAAGAGGCAGAACGAGUUGCAAGCCAUGAUGGAACGUUUGGAAGAAAGCAAGAACAUGGAAGCUGCAGAACGUCAAAAACUGGAAGAUGAGAUACAGGCCAAGCAGCAGGAGGUCCAGCGUAUCCAAGAAGAGGUUGAAGCUAAAGAUACUGAAACAAAACGCCUCCAAGAGGAAGUCGAGAACGCCCGUCGCAAAGAGGAAGAACUUAAGGAGCAACAGCUGGCAAACGCCACCAAGGGCCACUUGGAAGAAAACCACCAUGACGACGACGACGAAAUGGUUAACGGUGACGUCAGCAAAGACUUGAGCACCGAUGAAAACAUCAUCGACCCCAUCGAGGAUAGACGAACACUCGCAGAACGCAAUGAACGUCUUCAAGAUCAACUUCUAGCUUUGAAGAAAGAUUUAGCUCUAUCGCGCGAUGACACCAAGGAAACUGCCAUGGAUAAAAUUCAUAGAGAAAACGUGCGCCAAGGAAGAGACAAAUACAAGACUCUUCGCGAAAUUCGCAAGGGAAACACCAAACGUCGCGUCGACCAGUUCGAAAACAUGUAAGACUAUUUAAUGAAAUCCCUCCUUUUAUACUUACGCAUGUGUCAGCUUUUUAUUGAAUGUUUAUUCUUUUAUAUAAAAAAUCAAAAUCUAAUCAAAAUAACUAUGUUUCAAUACAUGAUAUUAUCAAUAAAAAAGUGAUACACUAAUAUAAAAAAAAUUAAAUACUGUCAAUUAACGAUAAGUAAACAAAACUCCUCAAUGCUCAAUGGAUGUUGGCGAUUUUGCCUCUUGUAUUAAAAAUUUAGUUUUUGGGUUUUCUACUUAUGCAUUUAUAAGUAUUAUUUUUUAACGUAAGAUAGAGCUUUUGCUCAAUAAGUGGCCUUACAGAAUUACCUAAAAUAUGUUCACAUUGUUAUUUGUAGUAAGGGCUUUUUAUAUAUUAUAUUUUAUCUAUGUUAAAAAUUAUGUAUUAAAAUUGUUUUUCUGUUAGAUAUAUUGUGAUUUAUAUAUAAUAUAUACAAUUAAAAGGGCAGAUCUGUUGAUUAUUUUGAUUAUGCAUAGGUACAGUUAAUGCAUUUUGUUCAAAUUCAUAUUUUUUUGUUAAAUUUUUAUUUAGUCAAAUAAUCAUUCCAAUUUAUGUAAUUAUUCAUAUAAUAAGGUUAAUAUGGUAGUAGUUGUCUUUUAAUUUUAGUGCCAUUUGGUUUUUGGGCUUGACCAUUAAUACAUUUUUAAUACAUAGAAAAAAAGGAUUAUGUAAUAAUUUUCCUUUUUAAUAAAAAGAAUAUGUAAAGGAGAAAUGAUUUACUUACAUAGAUAUAUAUAUAUUUGUAUGCAUUUUUAUGUUUACUAAUAUCACAUCUAGGGUUAACAACAAUUUAUUAUAAGUAAUUAAAAUCAUCCUGUUCCUAAUUAACCUGGAUUUAAAAAAGUGUCUUAUUUUAUAUCAUGCAAAGACUUCACUGGUGCUUCCUUUUUAAAUGUAAAUAAUUUGCAAACACUUUUGAACACUAAAAUGUAUAUAUAUUUCAUUAAACCCUGUUGCCUUUGACCAAUAUUGUUUUGAAUUUAAAUUAUUAUUUGUUGGUUGUGGUUUGCAUAAUUGAUAAACCCCAGUAUCAAUAGAUUAACAUCGAAUCAAAAGUAUUUUUUAUAGUAACAAACAUUAUAUUUUGUUUUAAACUAUUACGAUUAUGUUUACCUACUUAUAUAUUAGAAGCUUCUUAUAUAACACCUACCUAUUUAAUCUAUUUUAAUAUCAAACUGUAUUAUCCAUUUGUAUAUUUAUAUUCUCCAACAUUUAAUUACAUAUUCUCUAAUGUUUGUAUUUUUAUUAGUUAUUCAUUAUAGGGUAAAAUAAAUAUUCUUGAAUCUUUAAAA